AUGACUAUAACCUUUGGUGAAGCCAUGACUAGUCACUAUUGUCGGAUGCUUUUGCUUAAAGUCAUCAAAAUAAGUUUUGAUGCUGUCGUUCAACGCCUUCUUGUGAGUAACCUUUUUACCCGUAAUAAGUUGCGCAAUGGAAUACCAAAAUUGCUGAUAAAGAGGCGAACGAGAGGAAGCAUGGUUAUCAUUCCCACAACUUGGACACUCUACAGCUUGCGAUGCCGUUUUCUUCUUCUUCACUGCCUUUUUCUCUGCUUUAACACUCUCGCUCUGUUUUCUCUUCUUAUUGCGACUCCCAACUACGAGAAUGAGAUGGUCUGUUACUCGGCUUAUGUGACUAAAAGCAGGUUGAUGUUCAACUUACCAUUGUCAGCGGAUACAGCUUUAUGA
Mycotypha africana is the source of this 393-nucleotide messenger RNA. RefSeq lists its product as uncharacterized. The transcript is spliced from 2 exons. NCBI's taxonomy places the organism in Eukaryota, Fungi, Mucoromycota, Mucoromycetes, Mucorales, Mycotyphaceae. The coding region runs from base 1 to 393 and encodes 130 amino acids. The record is from RefSeq and is a predicted model, not a curated record.